This is a messenger RNA of Coregonus clupeaformis (lake whitefish), 2208 nucleotides long. Its product is annotated as aryl hydrocarbon receptor nuclear translocator-like. Gene Ontology annotation, molecular function: DNA-binding transcription factor activity, RNA polymerase II-specific; protein dimerization activity; RNA polymerase II cis-regulatory region sequence-specific DNA binding. NCBI's taxonomy places the organism in Eukaryota, Metazoa, Chordata, Actinopteri, Salmoniformes, Salmonidae. The record is from RefSeq and is a predicted model, not a curated record. Gene Ontology annotation, biological process: regulation of transcription by RNA polymerase II. Gene Ontology annotation, cellular component: aryl hydrocarbon receptor complex; nucleus; transcription regulator complex.
CGGAGGAGGAGGAGGAGGAGACAAAGAGCGAUUUGCCAGGGAGAACCACAGUGAGAUUGAGCGGCGGCGGAGGAACAAGAUGACCGCUUACAUCACAGAGCUGUCGGACAUGGUGCCCACCUGCAGCGCGUUGGCACGGAAACCAGACAAGCUGACCAUCCUGCGCAUGGCCGUGUCCCACAUGAAGUCUCUGAGAGGGAGCGGCAACACCGCAGCAGACGGGACAUACAAACCAUCCUUCCUCACCGACCAGGAGCUGAAGCACCUGAUCCUGGAGGCUGCUGAUGGCUUCCUGUUUGUGGUGUCAUGUGAGAGUGGGCGGGUCGUCUACGUGUCAGACUCCCUGACCCCUGUUCUUAACCAAUCGCAGUCCGACUGGCUAGGCUCCUCCCUCUACGACCAGCUGCACCCGGACGACGGAGACAAACUACGAGAGCAGCUCUCUACUGCAGAGAAUAACAAUACAGGGAGGAUGUUAGACCUGAAGACAGGAACAGUUAAGAAGGAGGGACAGCAGUCCUCCGUCAGGAUGUGUAUGGGAGCCAGACGAUCCUUCAUCUGUAGGAUGAGGUGUGGUUCGUGUCCAGUGGAGCCCAUGUCUAUGAACAGAUUGAAUUUCCUGAGGAGCGGGAACAGGAGUGGUCUGGGCCCAACCAAGGAUGGGGAGCCUCAGUAUGUGGUGGUCCACUGCACCGGAUACAUCAAGUCCUGGCCCCCCACAGGGGUGAAUCUAACAGAUGAAGAGGCAGACAAUAUUCAGGGGAGUCGCUACAGUCUAGUGGCCAUCGGUAGACUUCAGGUGACCUCUUGUCCGAGCGACACAGACAUAAACAGCAUCAGCGUUCCGGUGGAGUUCAUCUCUCGUCACAACUGCCAGGGCCUCUUUACCUUCAUAGACCACCGCUGCAUGGCCACAGUGGGCUACCAGCCUCAGGAACUGCUGGGUAAGAACAUCUUGGAGCUGGCCCACCCUGAGGACCAGGGUCUGCUGAGAGACAGCUUCCAGCAGGUGGUCAAGCUGAAGGGUCAGGUGCUGUCUGUCAUGUUCCGCUUCCUGUCCAAGACCAGAGACUGGCUGUGGAUUAGGACCAGCUCCUUCACCUUCCAGAACCCCUUCUCUGAGGAGAUAGAGUACAUCAUCUGUACCAAUGCCAACGUCAAAACCUCGACUCAGGACCCCCUCACCCCCAUCUCGUCCUCGGGGGUGUCUUUGCCUCCCUCGCUGGGGGAGAGCAGUCCUAACUGCCCCCCUGUGGCCCUCAGCCCAGGGCAGGUGGCUGCCAGGCAGUUGCAGCAGCAGCAGGCAGAGUUGGAGGAAGGAGGGAGAGAUGGUCUGUACGAGGCAGGACAGGUUACACUUCCACAGAUGCCUGUCCAGGCGGUGACCGCAGCUGGAACUGACCACAGUAAGACCAUGGACAAGGCAGAGCUGUACCCCUCCCCAGACCAGGCCAAGGUCCUGCCCUCCACCUCUGCCCCCGGAGUACCCAUCUACCCUCAGGGCAACAACAGCUACACCGCUGCCAACCGCUCCAAAGACACAUACAUCAGGUCAGUGGGGAUGGCCCCUCAGAUGGUGCAGCCGUCCCACUCUGCAGGCCAGAUGCUGGCUCAGAUGUCCCGUCAGAACGGGGCACCCCCCUCCAACAGCAGCCCCCUACAGGGAGGGGCAGCGGUGGGCUGGCCGGGGGCAGUAGCAGGGGCUAGACCCCCCUUCCACAACCAGGUGGUGCCCCAGUCAGGGAAGGCUCUGUCUCCCCAGUUUGCCAUGGGGAGUUUUGGGGGGGGCUCGUCCUCCUCAUUCGGGGAUAUGCCCCCCACUACUGCUCCGACCCCCACCACGGGGGCUAACUACCCCAACAUCAACCGCUGCGCCAGCCUCAAUACCAACGGAUAUGAUGGCUUGGGGUCGGGGCAGCAGUUCCCCUCCAGGGCAGAGGAGGCAGUGUGGCCCCAGUGGCAGGGCCAGCAGCAAACUCAGAACAGGGCAGAGCAGCACCCCCACGCACAGAACAACCAGCCUGACAUCUUCCCUGAUGUUCUCGCCAUGCUGGACCAGCCGGCCAACUUCAACAACGAUGACUUUGAGAUGCCCAUCUACCCCUCUUUCAACGAGUGACCCCAAAUACACUCCUCCACUUACCUCUCUAUCUCUCAAAUGUUUCCUUCUCUCUCCUUUGGUGCUCUUUUGCUCUCUUUCUUUGCCUU